UCUGCAGGGCCAACCAGAGCAGGAGGAGGGGUCGGGGAGGAAGUGGUAGAGGUUGUGCUGGGGAAUGGGGGUAGAGGGGCGAGGGACCCCCCGGGCCUGGGUGAGUGAUUAGUCGGCCCGCUGCCCAGAAAGAGGGGGCGGAGGCCAGGACGUGCGGGGGAGGGCGGAGGAGGGUUCGGAAGCCUCGUUGCUCCCCUCCACGCGUGCACCUGAGACUUUUACGUGAAAGUGGGUAAAGGGGUGUUACGAGGGCAUGAGGCGCUAGACGUUGCGUGUGCAGGAGGACGGGACCGGGCUAGGUGGGAGCAGGGAGGCAGGGAGCGGGACGGAGUGAGUGAAAGCCACAAAGGGCGGCUGGGUCCCGGGGGGGCGCCGUCGGCGGGCACUCCGGGGCAUGCUCAUCACGCUGUGUUACCUGUACCUGUGGGCGCGCUGGGGGGCGCGGCCCGCGCGCAUUAUCCGCAGCACGGUCCGCAGGCUUCACCGCACGGGCUGCUCCUUCACCUUCUGCAGCAGCGGCGGGGGCAGCAAGCUGCAGCUGGAGCAGCUGAGGCCCGCCCCGGGGGCCCCGGGGGCCGCGGAGGAUAGUAUCUGCUUAAGGAUGGGGAACCGAGUCUUCUUCAUUGACGAGACCCAGUCCAUUGAUGACUUAAAUAAAUGGGCUCUACUUCUUGUUUCUCCUUUCAUUUAUCCGGACGAUGUUCUUGAAGCAGAACACAUAGCCUUUGUGAUAGAAAGCAUUUUGCUACGAAGUCAGAAUUUACAGACGUCAUUUUUCCCUUCAGAAACGAUUGUAAAGUGGUCGGACUGUUGUUUGCCUUUAGCCUAUAGUCCCGGGGAGCCUUAUAAGCUCUUUGCUGAAGCAAGUGUAGAUAAUUUCAGCAAGUUGGGCAUAGCAUUCAUGGAAAAUAGGCUCCAAAUGGAUAAUGGAAUGGUACCACAAAAGAUUGUCUCUGUACACUUUCAGGACUCGAUGCUGAAAGAGCUCCAGCAGUUGACAUCCUCCAAGGUCCUAGAAGUGGAAGAAUUGACUUCAGACUUACCUUUUGAAACCGUGCCUGAAUUGGAAGAGAUGGAGCAUUUAGGUGGAGAUGACAAAAAAGUUCAAGAUGAGGAGUAUGAUCAGAAGAAAAUCCGUGCUUCUCCAGAGGAACCCACCAAUGCGCCAGAAAAAGGAGUUGACCUUGAUGACCACCAUCACUUACAUCUAUCGAGCUGCCAUGAAUGCUUGGAACUAGAAAGCAGCACCAUUGAAUCUGUCCGGUUUGCAUCUGCAGAAAACCUUCCUGAUCUUCCUUAUGACAAUCUAGAGGGCAGGGCUGACACAACCUGCCCUACUAGACAAGGGCAGAGAGUCAAUAUUAGUGGGAAGCCACCAAAUAUUUUGCUCUUUGUGGGCUCUGACCACCAGGAAGCACAACCGAGAUUCCAGCAGCUCCGUUCCCUUUUGACUGACUGUGUUGAUACUGAUAGUUACAUCAUCUACCAUCUGCAGGAGAAGAAUGUGCUCACUGAUCCAUGGUUGGAUAACUCUUUAUUGUUGGUCAUUGCCACAGAGGAACCCAUUUCUAAAGCAAUUUGCCAGAAGUUCAUGACGUACCUCUCCCAAGGUGGGAAAAUUCUGGGGCUCUCUUCCUCCUUCACAUUUGGUGAGCUGCAGCUGAGAAGCAAAGAGGAACUUAAGAAGACGAUUCAGACGUUGGUUUUUUCCAAGGCUGAUCACAAUGAAAUGAAACUGAAUGUGCUGACUAGUGGCUGUAUUUAUGAAGGAGGCCCUAGGGAGCUUCUCGGUCCUGGAAGGCUCAAGGGUUACUUAGAGAACAUAGACAAAGACAAGAUGAUUGUGCAUUUACCUUUUGGAACAAAUGGAGGAGAAGCUAUUCUUUGUCAGGUGCACUUGGAAGCAUCUGAAAACACUUCAGCGCAAACUCAAGAUGCCUUUCAUUUGCUGGAAUCCAGCCAUUUCAGAAGACAUGAAGUCCUUAAGGAGAUACUGACCGUCCUUGGCAUCAGCUGCCACGUAAAGAAGAUGCCUCCCUUGACGCCUCUUUACUUGUUCACAGCCGAGGAGGAAGUCCGAGUUUCCUUUAUGCAAUGGCUUUCAAGAAAUGUGAAUCCUGAUGGAGUAAUGACAUUCAGCAAGUUGACCCUUAAAUUUGUUUCAUCCUAUAAACCAGAAUUGGAAGUAACUCCAUCUCAUAUGCCAGUUGUCACUGCAACAGAGGAAUUUGCCUCAGAACAUUUUAAUCCAGAGAUCUAUCGAGAAAGUUUGCAGACAAAACAACUAGGAAAAAUAGUUCUGUUUGCUGAAGUCACUUCAACCACAAUGAGUCUUCUGGAUGGGCUGAUGUUUAAGAUGCCCCCAGACCUGGGUUUGAUAGCAAUCGCCGUCCAGCAAACACAAGGCAAAGGUCGUGACGGCAAUGUGUGGCUCAGUCCUAGGGGCUGCUCCAUUUCCACCUUGCACAUCUGCAUCCCGCUCUACUCUCACCUGGGCCAGAGGAUUCCCUUUGUGCAGCAUCUGAUGUCUCUGGCAGUGGUGGAAGCUGUGCGAUCCAUCCCCGACUAUCAGGACAUCGACUUGCGAGUAAAGUGGCCCAAUGAUGUCUACUAUGGCGAUCACAUGAAACUUGGCGGCGUUCUGGUCAACUCAACCCUUGUGGGGACGACUUUUCACAUCCUUGUUGGCUGUGGCGUUAAUGUGAAUAACAGCAACCCGACUAUCUGCAUCAAUGACGUCAUCGCGGACUAUAAUAAGAAGCACAAUACGGAGCUAAGUCUGCUCCGCGUGGACUACCUCAUUGCAAGAACCGUGACUACGCUAGAGAGGCUCAUAGGUGCAUUUCAGGACAAAGGGCCCAACGCAGUCCUUCCUCUGUAUUACAAGUACUGGGUGCACAGUGGUCAGCAAGUGCGUCUGGGAAGCAGCGAGGGGCCAAAGGUAUGGAUUGUUGGUGUUGACGAUUCUGGCUUCCUUCAAGUUCAUCAAGAAGGCGGAGAUGUUGUGACUGUGCAUCCGGAUGGCAACUCUUUUGACAUGCUGAGAAACCUCAUUGUACCUAAAAAGCGCUAGUCACAGGAGCCGGGGAAAGGGCUGCCUUUGGCCCCAUCCAGUUGAAGUAACCCCCUUACAGCUACAUUCCUAUUUGAUUUCUUGAGUCUUUCCUAAACCCAUCAGUCAUGAAAAUGUGUUUGGGAUUCUGGGUGCUGGAGGUUUUUUCUUAGUGACUUUUUGGUUGUUGUUUCUCUGGCUAAUGACUUCUUUCUGCCUCCUUUUGAGAAGGGGCAUCAGCCUUGCCCCUUUGGAUUUAAAUUGGUGUAGCUCGUAUUUGGAAAGAGUUCGGGGAGAAUUCAGAUGUUUUCAUAACUACAGCACUACUCCCUUUAAAAAGAAAAAAAGCAACAAUCCUCCAGUCUUGAGUCACGGCGCAGUGACUUACGAGGGAUGGUGAUAUCUGAUGUUUUACAAAGAGAACAUGUGUGGCCAGUUGGUAUUUUUAGUUCUUUGUUAAGAGGGAAAAGGGUAAACCUUUAUCUGAGGUGGUGCGUAUUUGUUUCAUUGCUCAUUAUUUGUCUUAUUUACGUGGCUACAGAGAUUGAAGACGUAGGGGGAAAUGGGUGAUUUACAGUGAUUUAUUUGGACGGUAGGAGUACUCAUUUUAUGCAUCCAAAUUGACUGCAGAUUCAGAAGAAUUGAGUAAAUACUAAAGCUCAAACUCAAGAUCCUUAAGGAAUGAAAUAGAGAAGGUGUUUGCUGGCAUGGAGAUACCAAGGGAAUGGGUUAUCCAACAGCAGCACAAUCAUGUCUUCAGCACUUAAGCUCUCAGUGAGGAUUGGGACCUUCUAAAACAAUUUUAAGUCUAGCUUUCAAAUAUGGAAAUUUCCUUGGGACCUAAUAAGAAUAUUUUUAAACAAGAUCACAUGUUAGAGGAGAACCUAAUUCCAGACUGAAUGACUGAGCUCAGCUCAAUGUAAAUUAAAGGCUUUCUUGCUCCCUCAUUUCAUAUUCUUCAGAAAUCAAACCUUGAGCUGAUGUAGACCCCGUAUUGGUUGGUUAUUUUAAGGCUUUCAAAGAACAAUCUGAUAUAGACAGAACAAAAGAAAGGAAGCUGUUUUUACAACGUGUUUUCUACCAGAUGUGCUCCAUGUUUUUUCCUUAAACUUUUUAUCUUUUCUUGGGUUACUUGUCAACUAUAACUUUUAACCUAGGCUUUCCCAACCAGUUGUAAAUGAAAUAAUUGGAAGGAAAGUGGGAUAGAGUUCCCAGCUCUGAACAAAACUUCUUCAUUACAUAAUGGCACCUUUUUUUAUACUAUUCUCAUGCAGGAAGGUUGAUGCAAAAACUACUCAAUCUAUCACCAGUGAGGCCUCUCAGGAAGAAAACAUUCACAUAUUGAGCUAAGUUAAUCAGUCUUUGGGAAUCUAACCCAAGGAAGAACACAGAUUUUGUAAACAAGAUUUCAAUUGGAAUUACUUGAAAAAAAAAUUAAAACUGUUCUCCCAACACGUCUUCUUUUGGAAUUGUGUGUUGUUUUUUCUCAUAAUCUUUCAUUGAAAUUACAGAAAUGGUCUCACCAUUGAGAGAUGUGUGAAAUUUCACUGAAGUAAAAACCAGACCGUCUCCUGUCUCGUAGUAAGGGACUUUUUUUUUCUUGAACCUUAUGAUAAAAUGCAAGUCAUCCCUAAGAAUUGCCAUUAAAUUGCCAUUUUAAAUCUCUUACUUAAUGAAAAACAUUUUAUUUUAUUUUGUUUCAACUGUAAUGCUAUUUUGGAAAUUUCUACUUUAGAAAAUAGCAUUCUUGGAUUUAGUUUUAGAAAAGUAAUGAAGUGUUGAGACAUCUGAGCCCUUAGACACAUUCUCACACUUUUGCAUUUAUUUUUUUAAAUAGGUUCAGAAUUGUCUGAGGAUAAUACUGAAGAAACUUUCAUUGAACACGGCAUUUUUUUUUAAGACUGAUUUUGCUUCUGUUAUACUAAAGAAGUUUUUCCUUAAACCUAGCUGAAUUAAGGUCAUUUCAAUAUACCAGAAAACCAAAAUAACUUAAAAUAAUUCAUCAAUUAAAUUUUAACAAAAACUUCAUCAUUGUAUGAAGUUUAUAUCCUCAUUUUCUUUAGAAUAGGAUCAAUAAGUCUUAUAUUGUCUAAAGCAGUAAAAGCCAUCUAGCAGCUCUCAUCCUCAGAAAAUAUAUAAAUUAAUUAAAGCUUCUAGAUAAUUAUAAUUUAAUAAACCUCUAGAUAAUUCCUUUAUAAUGUGGUGGUAGUGAUAGGGAUGAGAAGGCGGGGCAGGAUUAUAAGAGAAUCGAGGUGUUUUCAGUGGAGAGAGUGUUGGACCUGAAAGACCUGAAUUUAAAUGUGGCUGCAGACAGUAUCUGUAUCACUCUGGGCCUCAUUUUCCUCACGUGAAAAAUGGGGACAAUAAUAGUGCCUACCUUCCCAGGGUAGGAUAAGGAUCAAAUGAGAUAGUGAUUGUAAGAUUCUCAGCAUGGUGUCUGGCACAUCGUAUAUAAUGUAACAUAAUAAAUAAUACAAAUGUGAGCUAUUAUUAGUUAGCUAUUAUUACUGUGAAAGUAGUUACAAUGUGCCUGGGUUUUGUUGCUUUUUUUCUUCAGCCUAAUUCGGAGAAAAGGUGCCUUUUGCUAUGUAUAACAGAAGUAUCAGAUGAGUUUCUUCGAAAUACAGCCUCCUCACGGAAAUAGCAUGUCUGAAUUUCCAAAGGAUGAUGGCAGCUGCGAAUAUAUUUGCCUGGUACUUAAAGUUUCUAGCACUCCUGUUAGCUUCUUUUAGGACUUUCAGAAGAGUCGAGUAUAAAAUACCUCCAGGGCUCCUCCCGAGGACUUCCUUUGGAAGAGGCGCAGGGAAAAGGGAGUUCAGGGACAUUUGUGGAAUGGCAAGUUUGGGGUUGGACAGCCCCUGGCACGUGGGGCUACGAUGAAGUGAAUGUGGAUGAAAUAAAAACAGGAAAUGGCUGUUUAUGAAAUAAAGACACGAAUAUUACUUGGCAACAAAGGGGGUUGCCCUUAAUUGUAACCAUGCUGAGGUUAAGUAGAAGAAUGACCCAAGAAAGCUCUGCAGCUUUCCUCCUCUGUGUUGAGGAGUAGACACGAUCCCAAGGGCAGCAGCAUGUUAGCUCCGUUCACUUCAUUACUCAGCAGGUUGAUGGAUAAAAGCUGGAGAAAGUCCUGGGCUUCACCCCCAGCGUAGGGGGGAAACGGUGAAUGGGAAGUGGAAACUUGGGUCCAAAACGUUUGAACUUUGAACUCAAAGAAAAUGAAUUUCUCCUUAAUAUUCAGAAACCAAAGAGACUGCCUUUUCUUAGGAAAUUACUCUCCACACGUAAUAAAAUGAAAUCUAAAACUAUAUCUUCAACCUUGAAAGGAAGUUCUGUGGAAAGUAAAUUCAUCCAGAUAGUUUGGACUUUUUUCUUAGACUGCAUAUUUUAUUUAAGACAACAAUCAACCAUGCUUGGUGAUAGUUUUUAUUAAUAUGAAAAAAUACAUAAUAAAUGAAAAAUACAUAAUAAGGACUGCAUAUGCAUUCGUAAGUAUUGAAAGUUUGCGUGCUUUGGGGGUUGGUUUGAUAUAUUUUUGACAAAUGUUUAUUUUCAUCACACACAAAAAAGGUCCUAAUGCUUAAAAAAUUAAGCUUAGUAGAAAUAAUUUUUUAAAAACUCAGAUGGUUUGAAAAUAAAGUUAUGUUCAUCAUAUCUAAAAUUUCAGUCAGCUAAAAGUAUUUUGGAAUAUUUCUCCUUUUACUAAAAUGGCUUAAGUUAGGAUUUAACAUUCAUCUUAACAAAUGUGUGCUUUCAAAGGACUUGUCCCCUUUGAAUAUUGUGCUUUUAUUUAUUUAUUUUGUUGGUUAAUAUGUUUUUGAUAACCCAGAGCUCAAUAAAGGGCACAAUAAAAUGGUGUGGCAUUUGCUAAUUUGCUCUAUUCCAUUAUACUUAUAGCAUUAUUCAUACCUUCUUAAAUGCUCUGCUCUUCCCCAUUUUUGUUCAGCCUUUGCUGCCCAUUCUGCAAUACUACUCCAUCCUUCUAUGAGCCAGACACAGAGCUUCUCUCACAGAAAAGUGCACCUUCCAUCUUCUACGUUAACUAUUUUCCCUUCGUAUUGCUAUUAAUGCCAUGCCUAGACUCACUCUGUGAAUGUUGGUUCUAGGCGUGGAGCAGUCCUUUGUAGACUUCUUUUUAUUCAUUGGAAGAUAAAUAAAAGAUGAAAAUCUUA
Monodelphis domestica (gray short-tailed opossum) is the source of this 7221-nucleotide messenger RNA. RefSeq names its product holocarboxylase synthetase (gene HLCS). The record is from RefSeq and is a predicted model, not a curated record. Gene Ontology annotation, biological process: protein modification process. NCBI's taxonomy places the organism in Eukaryota, Metazoa, Chordata, Mammalia, Didelphimorphia, Didelphidae. Gene Ontology annotation, molecular function: biotin--[biotin carboxyl-carrier protein] ligase activity. Gene Ontology annotation, cellular component: cytoplasm.